Closterium sp. Naga37s-1 is the source of this 5931-nucleotide messenger RNA. The record is from the annotation of a GenBank genome assembly. NCBI's taxonomy places the organism in Eukaryota, Viridiplantae, Streptophyta, Zygnematophyceae, Desmidiales, Closteriaceae.
AUGGCGAUCGGCGGCGACGCGGGAGGAGCGGAUAUGGAUGAGGACGAGGCGAUGAUGAUCAUGAUGGUGGAAGACAAGACGGAUUUGAUUCGGAGAGCGGAGCAGGCGGCGAAGGAGGAGGCCCGGCGGGUAGGACAGAUGGGUCGGCUGCAGCCGCUUUUAGCUAAGUGGCGGCGGCAGCCGGUGACGGAUUUCGACCCUAGAGCCACUGAUAUAGUGUUUCAGCAGCUUGACAUUGACUACUACUUGACAUCUGACUCACCCUUCAAAACUCAUUACAAGAGUUCAGCUGUGCUCCGCAUCUUUGGUGUCAACGAGCAUGGAAACAGCGUGUGCGCCAUGGUGCACGGCUUUCUGCCAUACUUCUAUGUGAUGGCACCGUCGCAAUUCACAUACGAUGAUGUUGCUGCCUUCCACACCCAACUCUCGGAAAGGGGUCAGGCGAAGGGAGUGGUUGUGAUAAAAGUGGAGAUGCUAAAAGCGCAGGGGCUGCUUUACUAUCAAGGCCCUGAUAAGAAGACAUUCCUUAAGAUCACACUCGCCCUGCCCACUAUGGUGGCUCCAUGCAGAGCAUACUUUGAGCAGGGGUUUGAGUGGAACGGGUUUCAAUUCCCCGCCACCACAUACGAGAGCAACGUGCUCUUUGCGCUGCGCUUCAUGAUUGACUGCCACGUCACCGGCGGCAACUGGAUCUCGCUGCCAGCUGGCACGUACCGCGUGCGCGAGGACACCCGGAAGCUGUCGGCGUGCCAGCUGGAGGUAGAUAUCCCCUAUACGGACCUAGUCAGCCAUGAGGGCACGGGCCAGUGGUCCCGCAUGGCCCCCUUCCGCAUCCUCAGCUUCGACAUCGAGUGCAGCGGGCGCAAGGGGCACUUUCCGGAGCCGCAGCACGACCCGGUCAUUCAGAUCGCCAAUAUAGUUUCCCAGCAGGGCAGCACCGACCCGCUGGUUCGCACCGUGCUCACCCUCGGCUCGUGUGCUCCCAUUGUGGGGUGUGACGUGGUGGCAUUCGAGACCGAGCAGCAGCUGCUGCUGGCUUGGAAGGAGCUCGUCCAGGCAACAGACCCUGACAUGAUCAUCGGGUACAACAUCCAAAAGUUUGAUCUGCCCUACCUGAUUGAGAGGGCGGAGAAGCUGAAUCUGAAGACCUUCCCCUUCCUCGGUCGGAUCCUCAACACCCAGCUCAAGAUGCGCGAUGCACGCUUCCAAUCCAGGCAGUAUGGCACGAGGGAAACCAAGGAGGUGACACUGGAUGGGCGCGUGCAGUUUGAUCUGCUGGUGGCCAUUCAGAGAGAGCACAAGCUCAGCUCCUACUCACUCAACUCCGUCUCGGCUCACUUCCUCAACGAACAGCAGAAGGAGGACGUGCAUCACUCCAUCAUCGCCGACCUUCAGAACGGAGACGCCCAGACGCGUCGCCGCCUGGCCGUGUACUGCCUCAAAGACGCUUACCUGCCGCAGCGGCUUCUGGAGAAGCUCAUGAUGGUCUACAACUACGUUGAGAUGGCGAGAGUUACUGGCGACGCGUACCUGCCGCAACGCCCGCUGGAGAAGCUCAUGAUGGUCUACAAUUAUGUGGAGAUGGCCAGGGUGACUGGAGUCCCCAUAUCUUUCCUGCUGGCCGUGUACUGCCUGAAAGACGCUUACCUUCCACAGCGCCUGCUGGAGAAGCUCAUGAUGGUCUACAAUUAUGUGGAGAUGGCCAGGGUGACUGGAGUCCCCAUAUCUUUCCUGCUGGCUGUGUACUGCCUGAAAGACGCUUACCUUCCACAGCGCCUGCUGGAGAAGCUCAUGAUGGUCUACAAUUAUGUGGAGAUGGCCAGGGUGACUGGAGUCCCCAUAUCUUUCCUGCUGGCCGUGUACUGCCUGAAAGACGCUUACCUUCCACAGCGCCUGCUGGAGAAGCUCAUGAUGGUCUACAAUUAUGUGGAGAUGGCCAGGGUGACUGGAGUCCCCAUAUCUUUCCUGCUGGCCGUGUACUGCCUGAAAGACGCUUACCUUCCACAGCGCCUGCUGGAGAAGCUCAUGAUGGUCUACAAUUAUGUGGAGAUGGCCAGGGUGACUGGAGUCCCCAUAUCUUUCCUGCUGGCCGUGUACUGCCUGAAAGACGCUUACCUUCCACAGCGCCUGCUGGAGAAGCUCAUGAUGGUCUACAAUUAUGUGGAGAUGGCCAGGGUGACUGGAGUCCCCAUAUCUUUCCUGCUGGCCGUGUACUGCCUGAAAGACGCUUACCUUCCACAGCGCCUGCUGGAGAAGCUCAUGAUGGUCUACAAUUAUGUGGAGAUGGCCAGGGUGACUGGAGUCCCCAUAUCUUUCCUGCUGGCCGUGUACUGCCUGAAAGACGCUUACCUUCCACAGCGCCUGCUGGAGAAGCUCAUGAUGGUCUACAAUUAUGUGGAGAUGGCCAGGGUGACUGGAGUCCCCAUAUCUUUCCUGCUGGCCGUGUACUGCCUGAAAGACGCUUACCUUCCACAGCGCCUGCUGGAGAAGCUCAUGAUGGUCUACAAUUAUGUGGAGAUGGCCAGGGUGACUGGAGUCCCCAUAUCUUUCCUGCUGGCCGUGUACUGCCUGAAAGACGCUUACCUUCCACAGCGCCUGCUGGAGAAGCUCAUGAUGGUCUACAAUUAUGUGGAGAUGGCCAGGGUGACUGGAGUCCCCAUAUCUUUCCUGCUGGCCGUGUACUGCCUGAAAGACGCUUACCUUCCACAGCGCCUGCUGGAGAAGCUCAUGAUGGUCUACAAUUAUGUGGAGAUGGCCAGGGUGACUGGAGUCCCCAUAUCUUUCCUGCUGGCCGUGUACUGCCUGAAAGACGCUUACCUUCCACAGCGCCUGCUGGAGAAGCUCAUGAUGGUCUACAAUUAUGUGGAGAUGGCCAGGGUGACUGGAGUUCCCAUAUCUUUCCUGCUGGCCGUGUACUGCCUGAAAGACGCUUACCUUCCACAGCGCCUGCUGGAGAAGCUCAUGAUGGUCUACAAUUAUGUGGAGAUGGCCAGGGUGACUGGAGUCCCCAUAUCUUUCCUGCUGGCCGUGUACUGCCUGAAAGACGCUUACCUUCCACAGCGCCUGCUGGAGAAGCUCAUGAUGGUCUACAAUUAUGUGGAGAUGGCCAGGGUGACUGGAGUCCCCAUAUCUUUCCUGCUGGCCGUGUACUGCCUGAAAGACGCUUACCUUCCACAGCGCCUGCUGGAGAAGCUCAUGAUGGUCUACAAUUAUGUGGAGAUGGCCAGGGUGACUGGAGUCCCCAUAUCUUUCCUGCUGGCCGUGUACUGCCUGAAAGACGCUUACCUUCCACAGCGCCUGCUGGAGAAGCUCAUGAUGGUCUACAAUUAUGUGGAGAUGGCCAGGGUGACUGGAGUCCCCAUAUCUUUCCUGCUGGCCGUGUACUGCCUGAAAGACGCUUACCUUCCACAGCGCCUGCUGGAGAAGCUCAUGAUGGUCUACAAUUAUGUGGAGAUGGCCAGGGUGACUGGAGUCCCCAUAUCUUUCCUGCUGGCCGUGUACUGCCUGAAAGACGCUUACCUUCCACAGCGCCUGCUGGAGAAGCUCAUGAUGGUCUACAAUUAUGUGGAGAUGGCCAGGGUGACUGGAGUCCCCAUAUCUUUCCUGCUGGCCGUGUACUGCCUGAAAGACGCUUACCUUCCACAGCGCCUGCUGGAGAAGCUCAUGAUGGUCUACAAUUAUGUGGAGAUGGCCAGGGUGACUGGAGUCCCCAUAUCUUUCCUGCUGGCCGUGUACUGCCUGAAAGACGCUUACCUUCCACAGCGCCUGCUGGAGAAGCUCAUGAUGGUCUACAAUUAUGUGGAGAUGGCCAGGGUGACUGGAGUUCCCAUAUCUUUCCUGCUGGCCGUGUACUGCCUGAAAGACGCUUACCUUCCACAGCGCCUGCUGGAGAAGCUCAUGAUGGUCUACAAUUAUGUGGAGAUGGCCAGGGUGACUGGAGUCCCCAUAUCUUUCCUGCUGGCCGUGUACUGCCUGAAAGACGCUUACCUUCCACAGCGCCUGCUGGAGAAGCUCAUGAUGGUCUACAAUUAUGUGGAGAUGGCCAGGGUGACUGGAGUCCCCAUAUCUUUCCUGCUGGCCGUGUACUGCCUGAAAGACGCUUACCUUCCACAGCGCCUGCUGGAGAAGCUCAUGAUGGUCUACAAUUAUGUGGAGAUGGCCAGGGUGACUGGAGUCCCCAUAUCUUUCCUGCUGGCCGUGUACUGCCUGAAAGACGCUUACCUUCCACAGCGCCUGCUGGAGAAGCUCAUGAUGGUCUACAAUUAUGUGGAGAUGGCCAGGGUGACUGGAGUCCCCAUAUCUUUCCUGCUGGCCGUGUACUGCCUGAAAGACGCUUACCUUCCACAGCGCCUGCUGGAGAAGCUCAUGAUGGUCUACAAUUAUGUGGAGAUGGCCAGGGUGACUGGAGUCCCCAUAUCUUUCCUGCUGGCCGUGUACUGCCUGAAAGACGCUUACCUUCCACAGCGCCUGCUGGAGAAGCUCAUGAUGGUCUACAAUUAUGUGGAGAUGGCCAGGGUGACUGGAGUCCCCAUAUCUUUCCUGCUGGCCGUGUACUGCCUGAAAGACGCUUACCUUCCACAGCGCCUGCUGGAGAAGCUCAUGAUGGUCUACAAUUAUGUGGAGAUGGCCAGGGUGACUGGAGUUCCCAUAUCUUUCCUGCUGGCCGUGUACUGCCUGAAAGACGCUUACCUUCCACAGCGCCUGCUGGAGAAGCUCAUGAUGGUCUACAAUUAUGUGGAGAUGGCCAGGGUGACUGGAGUCCCCAUAUCUUUCCUGCUGGCCGUGUACUGCCUGAAAGACGCUUACCUUCCACAGCGCCUGCUGGAGAAGCUCAUGAUGGUCUACAAUUAUGUGGAGAUGGCCAGGGUGACUGGAGUCCCCAUAUCUUUCCUGCUGGCCGUGUACUGCCUGAAAGACGCUUACCUUCCACAGCGCCUGCUGGAGAAGCUCAUGAUGGUCUACAAUUAUGUGGAGAUGGCCAGGGUGACUGGAGUCCCCAUAUCUUUCCUGCUGGCCGUGUACUGCCUGAAAGACGCUUACCUUCCACAGCGCCUGCUGGAGAAGCUCAUGAUGGUCUACAAUUAUGUGGAGAUGGCCAGGGUGACUGGAGUCCCCAUAUCUUUCCUGCUGGCCGUGUACUGCCUGAAAGACGCUUACCUUCCACAGCGCCUGCUGGAGAAGCUCAUGAUGGUCUACAAUUAUGUGGAGAUGGCCAGGGUGACUGGAGUCCCCAUAUCUUUCCUGCUGGCCGUGUACUGCCUGAAAGACGCUUACCUUCCACAGCGCCUGCUGGAGAAGCUCAUGAUGGUCUACAAUUAUGUGGAGAUGGCCAGGGUGACUGGAGUCCCCAUAUCUUUCCUGCUGGCCGUGUACUGCCUGAAAGACGCUUACCUUCCACAGCGCCUGCUGGAGAAGCUCAUGAUGGUCUACAAUUAUGUGGAGAUGGCCAGGGUGACUGGAGUCCCCAUAUCUUUCCUGCUGGCCGUGUACUGCCUGAAAGACGCUUACCUUCCACAGCGCCUGCUGGAGAAGCUCAUGAUGGUCUACAAUUAUGUGGAGAUGGCCAGGGUGACUGGAGUCCCCAUAUCUUUCCUGCUGGCCGUGUACUGCCUGAAAGACGCUUACCUUCCACAGCGCCUGCUGGAGAAGCUCAUGAUGGUCUACAAUUAUGUGGAGAUGGCCAGGGUGACUGGAGUCCCCAUAUCUUUCCUGCUGGCCGUGUACUGCCUGAAAGACGCUUACCUUCCACAGCGCCUGCUGGAGAAGCUCAUGAUGGUCUACAAUUAUGUGGAGAUGGCCAGGGUGACUGGAGUUCCCAUAUCUUUCCUGCUGGCCGUGUACUGCCUGAAAGACGCUUACCUUCCACAGCGCCUGCUGGAGAAGCUCAUGAUGACGCUUACCUUCCACAGCGCCUGCUGGAGAAGCUCAUGA